Myxozyma melibiosi is the source of this 837-nucleotide messenger RNA. RefSeq lists its product as uncharacterized. The coding region runs from base 277 to 501 and encodes 74 amino acids. NCBI's taxonomy places the organism in Eukaryota, Fungi, Ascomycota, Lipomycetes, Lipomycetales, Lipomycetaceae. Gene Ontology annotation, cellular component: cytoplasm. The transcript is spliced from 3 exons. The record is from RefSeq and is a predicted model, not a curated record.
CGUAAGAUGCUGAGAUGUACGCUGCGGUUCCUGGGCUUCCCUUGUCUGAACCCUAAUCGGCCAUCGCCCUGUUCACAAUACAUUUGACCUUGCUCCCAUUCAUCACUCCGUUCGAUUCAUCGUCACUGUCUACUUUUUCGUGUUGCUGAACCAGCGGUACUGAUAUUCACUAAGCUCGCUGCAUAAUUUGCUCAAGUUUUUGGCCGCAAGUCUUCUCUUGCGCUUACUCUCAAACUGCUUCUAUACCUUUUCACUCCGUUAGCACCGUUGGUCAUCAUGCCGUUUGUGGGACGAUUAGUUCAUUACUCCGUUGAUCUGGUUCUGCUGUCAGCCGUUCUUGCUGGCGUCAAGCGGUCUACCGGCCUGAUGUUCAAAACCGAAUCCAUCGAGUCCAAGGACGUUCGGGACGCGGUCACAAAAUACUUGGAUGUUGGAGAGUGGGUGCUCGAUACCAGUGUCGCGUUCAUGAACAGCUCGCCAUACUUUGUCCGAAAGCGCUAAGUCACGCCAGAUGUUUGACUUUAACGCGUCUCCACAUUCAGCAAUAUUACAAGUACAGCUUCUCUCACUCGCUCGCGAUAUUUCAGUCUUUGCUGGCAUGCUUUCGUACUGAUCUUUAAUCUCCACUCUGCCAUAUUCGUCGAAACUUAUAAUCUGUGUCAUACAUUCGUGUCUUUCGUAUGACUGCAAUUCUCUUUAUACUAUAGUCUAUUUGACGAGUACUCGGCAUAACUAACUCGCUGCAAAUAGACAAGUACUGGCGUUGCUUGGGUUGGCGCUUUGCGUAUUGGGUAUUUUGUUUUUUUCUUCAGUAAUUGAUAUUCAACUUUCUGUAAU